Rangifer tarandus platyrhynchus (Svalbard reindeer) is the source of this 375-nucleotide messenger RNA. The record is from the annotation of a GenBank genome assembly. NCBI's taxonomy places the organism in Eukaryota, Metazoa, Chordata, Mammalia, Artiodactyla, Cervidae.
AUGCCCGGGGUCCGCCUAACCCGCAGGUCUGAAGCAGCGGGCGGCGGAAGUGGGGCGAUGGGGGUGGUCCCCUCCAUUGCAGCCACGCCCCCGCCCCUUCCUAGGCUUGCCACGGGACGAUGCAGCAGCCGAAGCGACCUCCAGGGGGCCUUCCGCCACGGGUUCGUCUUCUCAGUGACCCACCCAGGGGCCACGAACCCCGAGGGGACGAGGCGGAAGCAGCGGUGGCUCCCGGCCUCGCCACUGCCUGGUGUCGGGCACACCGAGCUGCUGCCCGACUUCGGUGUGGACUACAGGUCGCCCGUCUCUGAAGCCUUCCACGCUCUAGAACGCCGCCCCUGGAGGUCGCUGGGGGCACCCCGGGGGCGGUGGUGA